Platichthys flesus (European flounder) is the source of this 3995-nucleotide messenger RNA. It is a transcript of the gene cbx2, whose product is annotated as chromobox homolog 2 (Drosophila Pc class). The transcript is spliced from 5 exons. The coding region runs from base 14 to 1606 and encodes 530 amino acids. Gene Ontology annotation, biological process: negative regulation of transcription by RNA polymerase II. The record is from RefSeq and is a predicted model, not a curated record. Gene Ontology annotation, cellular component: PRC1 complex; heterochromatin. NCBI's taxonomy places the organism in Eukaryota, Metazoa, Chordata, Actinopteri, Pleuronectiformes, Pleuronectidae.
AUUGCAGGCAGACAUGGAGGAGCUGAGCGCCGUCGGGGAGCAGGUCUUUGAUGCGGAGUGCAUUUUAAACAAGCGCCUGAGAAAGGGAAAGUUGGAGUUCCUCGUCAAGUGGAGGGGAUGGUCAUCCAAACAUAACAGCUGGGAACCCCAAGAAAACAUCCUUGACCCGAGACUGUUGGCUGCCUUCAAAAAGAGAGAGCAAGAAAAGGAGCUCCUGUUACGGAAGAAAGGGAAAAGACCCAGAGGACGACCACGGAAAAUCCUUGAAAAUGUGCCUGAUGCUCCAAAAUCCAGCAGCUCUUCAUCUGGCUCAUCGUCAUCAUCCUCCGAUUCCUCAUCUUCCUGCUCGUCCUCUUCGUCCUCAUCAGACGACGACGAUGAAGACGGUAGCGUCAAGCCGGCGACCCAGAGUCUCCGAACACGAGACCAUCCCGUCCCGCAGAAGAAGGCCCAGAUCGUCGUGGCGAAACCGGAGCCCCCGAAGAAGCGGAGCAGGAAACCACUGACUCCCGACCCCAAGGAGUUCCAGCAGAACAAAGGCCUUCGCAAAAUCCUGAAGACGUCGAAAGAUACAGAUCUCCCAGGAGCAAUCAAAAAGCCUGUUCACCCAGCAAGCUUCACCUUCAUGGGUUUCCAUCGGAACUCCGGUCGGGAGACACCGGGUGGUCCGAGCAGGGGCUCUCCGACCCCGGGAGGGGCUGUUAAAAACUCAGUGAGCUCCGCGGGAUCUGGAAAAUCCGUCCAACCUGCCUCCCUCCCUCUGAACAAAUCCAGCCAGAGCAGGAGCCUCACUGAGGGCAAACUGUCAAUCUCCAGCAUGAGCGGCGGGGCAGGUCUGGAUUUGAACACAGCUGCUGGUAAAUCAAAAGGGGUGGCAGCGUUGAAUUUGAAUACAUCCAAACACCCCAUUCAAGGCACCACUCAGCACACACUGAGCUCCCCCAAUGGACAAAAGAAAGCCCAGGCCCCCGUGUCAGCGCUGCAGCGGUUACCCAACACCAGAGCAGUCGCUUCUGUACCAACUAAGAGCGCCUCCUCCAAUCCAGGUUCUGGCCCCCAGCCGCUUAACCUUCAGAGCAAACCAGUGCAAUGCAACAGUGCUCCUGGGAAUGGUGCCACGCCAGUGUCGGGCCUGAGAAAUGCAACAAACCCGGCGAGGAAAACUACUGUCGCACAAAACAAGGACUACAAUGCUCCCAAGAGUCCAGCAACCCUGGGAAGGCCGCUGACCAGAAAGAACCAGCCGGGUGCAGACAAGGUCAAGGAGCCGUCUGAAAUCCAGGCCUCUAGAGUCCAAGGCAGGCUGGAGAAGAGCACCGUGCACAAAUCCCCCGCAGAGGCCCAGAGCCAACCGGAGAGAGCGGCCUUCAAAGACGGCAAGAAAGCCAAAACGAACGACAUGAGCACAGGUGAAGAGGAGACCAGCUCGGACUCUGACCAAGAUUCUUCCUUCAUCGGACAGGAUCUCUCCUUGAACCAGGACUGGAAGCCCACACGUAGUCUGAUAGAGCAUGUGUUUGUCACGGAUGUCACCGCUAAUCUAGUUACUGUCACAGUCAAGGAGUCACCGACCAGCGUGGGCUUCUUCAGCAUGCGCAACUACUGAUGGGAUUCCAGACGCUGCAAAGCAGAUGGGCUGUGAAACCCACAGAGGGGAUUUGAGCUCUGAACUAAAUAAAACCCUUGAGGAAUAACACUCCUGAGGAAUGCAUCAGGAAGUGGAGGUCAAAUAACAUUUCAAUUUUUUUUCAAUAAUAGAUUCAUUUUUGGAUUAAAAAACGAAUCCGAACAGGUCAUCCGUUAUUGAUUGUAAUUAUUUAUUUGCUCGUGGCUACAAAUUGUGCAAGAAAGAUGUUUGGUCUCCUACGAUAAUCUCAAGUAAACAAAUCUUCUGAACGACUCCAAAAAUUGUGUUGACACGAGGGCCGUAGAACAUUUUAUUAAGCUUAAGAAUCAUGCGUAAAUGCAUUGGCCCAUAUAGGUUCCUGAAUCUGUGCAUGAAUUCACAUUUAUUCAUAUUGAUUUCUUCUGUGUCGAGGAGAUUAUCUGCUUCUUUUAUAGCAUAAAACUUUAGCAUAUAAGAGGAAUGUCUCUCUGAAUAAAUUGAAGAUGACCUUAUAAACCGUAGGCAUGAGCAGGAGGGCUAGCUUAUUUUAUGGCAGACAUUUAGUUCAUAUUAUGUAAUAAUAUGUUGUGGAUUCAUAUCAAUCAAUAGUAAAUGUAAACCAGUUUUUUCUUAGUAUAGAAUUGUUAUUUUACUGUUUGGUUAAUUAGCUACCUCUGUUUGUUUUUGUUUUAUCUGCUGCAAAUGUAUAUUAUUUUCAACUGGGAGAGGAAAACCUUUCCCUCCAGGGUAAACCAUAUAAUUGUUUUUAUAUAGCUCUAAUGUAUUGACUUCUCAUGCUCCAUAAACCUGUGUUAGUACCAGAAGCCAGCCUAAGCAGCUUUGUUUCUGUGAAGUUGAACACUCUUCAUCUGCACGGGACCGGUGCUGUGCCCAGCGCUGAACUGCACGCGGCUUUUAUCGCCUCGAAGAGAAGGUUCAUUCCACAGCGCAGCCAGUUUAUCUUUGCGGUUGACCAAAUGGGCUGAAGCAUGUCAGGAGUCAGAUACAGUAUCUCUGCUCCUCCCUGGCGCUCUGAUAACACUCCAGUCGUGGCUGUGGUUUGCGCUUCUGUCUUUGCAUCAGCUCUGUCCCUCAGUGAGGUAUUCGCCAGAAAAUGUAAUCUCCCCCGACUUGUAAUUAAUACAGACAAAACCCGGAGAAUAAGUGCCUGUGUUGACAUGGCUGGAUGAUCACAGACAGCAUAUCUGUCAAAGCUUCUCCCUCAGUCUUUCAAAGCCUCCUGCGAGCCUUUCAGAUCGCCAAAGGCAACACAUUUCAAAGUGUGAAGUGUGUGUGUGGGGGGGGGGAUUUGGGUGUGGACAGUAAACCUCUCAGCAUGGUUUGUCCCGGACCACAAAACACCAGAUUCCAUUGUGCCUGUUGCUGCUGGUGUUUCCCAAUGCCAAGUGCUGAAAAUACCAGAUUUGGUUCUGCUCUUUUAUUUUUGUUACUCGCAGCUGCAGACGUCUCAUUUCGCCCGCCUGCCUGCCCUGCCUCAGGAACUGCAGGCCCAGCCACUGAGAGAGAGAGGGGGAAAAAAAGAGGUCUUUAUCUGAUGUAACGGAAAAGAAACCUCAACAAUGUGCGCUACUUUCUGCUCCCUUGAGAGGAAUUCAGCAACCAAGCACUUCGACUGAACUCUUCGUCUAAUCCUGCGCCGCAGACUGUGCCUUUCUUUCUCUCAAAGACUAAACACAAAGACAUUACCCCAAAGAUAGCUAGAAUUUCAGGUUGUUCAAUAAAGGAGUACCCUGAGGGCGCGGCAUGGAGACUGUACCGUUGAUUUUCUCUUGUCCGUGUUGUUGUGAAACAGCUAAAAAAUGGAAGGCCUCCUGAAAGACUUUUAUCACAAAUGUAUGGAGCAGACAAAUGUUUGAUGCCUUGUUGGAACCGUGAAAGAGGUAAAGGUGGAAGUUAUAGAAGUGCCCUCCAUUCUGGUUCAGCAGAAAAACACUGAGGGCGUUCUCAUAUUACAUGUGUUACAUAUGGAAAGACUGUAAGGGCGCAGCGUUUGGUUUCAUCAGUGUGGCUCUGUUAUGUCCACACCAGUCCUUUGUCGAAUGAAGGCAUCAGGCCAGAGGUGAAGAUGAGUCCCGGCUAAAUCAAAACAUCAUUCAUCUCAACCAUGUAAUAGACUAUGGGGUAACACAAAAGGUGUUUAUAUGACUUUCUUAUAUGAAUCUGCUUUUUUCUAAAUAAUGAAAAGAAACAGAUUUUUUCAUGUCUCUUCAUUUAUUUCUUUUUUUCUAGAUACUAACCACAUCAAUGGGAUGUUGUUCUCUUUACACUAUUUAUUUUGAAUUAAGAGUCUUUCAGGGUAGGACGCUGUCAUCAAUCCUUGUAUUGUGACGCAUAAACUGACUAAUAAAUGGUGCAAACCUUUUUCUUA